AUGCCCAAGGCUAAAGCAAAGGAGGUGAUACCUCAAAGUAGAGAAGCAAAUGAUGAAAAAGAGAUCGAGAAAAGUAAUGAAGAAGUGGAAGAAGUUAAAAAGCCACAAGGUGAAGCAAGGUCAACAAUCCAAGUCCCUCUCCUAUUCCAUCAACAUUUGCAUAAAAAAGAGAAGGGUGACAAAUUAAGGAAAUUUAAGGCAAAGCUAAGCAAUUUAUCGAUAAAUAUCCCGUUACUCGAGGCAAUCCAAGAGAUCCUGGGAUAUGCUAAGUUAAUGAAAAAGUUGAUUUCCAAAAAGAAACUUGUUGAAGAUGACACUAUUGAGGUCACUCAUAGGUGUAGUGCUAUCAUGAAUAGUAAGGUUAUGCAAAAUAAAGAUGACCCCGGAGUAUACACCAUUCCUUGUACAACUGGGAUGCAUGAGUUUGCAAAAGCUCUAUGUAACCUUGAUCGGUCAAUCAAAAGGUCGGUGGGAAUUUCGUUUGAUGUCCUUAUUAAAGUGGACAAGUUUAUACUUCUGGUGGACUUCAUGGUAUUGGAUUAUAAAAUGGACCAAGAGGUACCUAUCAUCCUUUGUCAUCCUUUAUUGGCCACUGGAAAAGCCAUUGUUGAUUUAAAGAUAGGGGAAAUAAAGUUUAGGGUGCAAGAGGAUGAGGUCUCUUUCAAAAUUUAUAAGAAAAAAAAAAAGCAAACCGCAGAGCUUCAAGUGGCAUUUAUGUUAGAUGUUAAAAGUGAAAAGGUGAACGAGAAGGUUCUUGAUGACCCACUUGAGUGUUGGAGAUGA
This is a messenger RNA of Capsicum annuum, 783 nucleotides long. RefSeq lists its product as uncharacterized. The transcript has 2 exons. The coding region runs from base 1 to 783 and encodes 260 amino acids. NCBI's taxonomy places the organism in Eukaryota, Viridiplantae, Streptophyta, Magnoliopsida, Solanales, Solanaceae. The record is from RefSeq and is a predicted model, not a curated record.